UUGGGAGUGAGCAGCUGAAGAGUUCAGUGUGAGAGUUGGCCGUCUGACAACAAGUUGUUUUUCACAGCACUGAGGAGAGGCUUUUAAAUCACCUUUGUGUAUCUCAGUGACAAAGUAAUGACUGCCACAGCCAGACUUAUAUCAUUUAAGUGAACACUGCUCGUCCGUUGCAGUGUUUUGAAUCCCGGGAAGCGUCGUGAGUAAUUAGUUGAUUUGCAUCACCCGGUGCUCCCGGUUAAACCAAGCCACAGGUCGCCAGGUGGACGGCGACGAAGGCUUUCAGCGUUUAACUCUCCUGUUACCCGUCUUAACUUCACUUUCCAACAUGUACAGCAUGAUGGAACACGAGCUGAAGCCCACCGGCCAGCCGCCUUCUCACCAGACCUCUCAGGGCAUGUCCCCGGUCACCGGCAACAUGACUGGGGGCAUGGGCAUCAAUGGCAACUCUCACCCGGGCUCCAAAACUGCGUGUCCCCCCGGAGUCGACCCCAUGGAUAAAGUGAAGCGGCCCAUGAACGCCUUCAUGGUCUGGUCCAGAGGACAGAGGCGCAAAAUGGCCCAAGAAAACCCCAAAAUGCACAACUCCGAGAUCAGCAAGCGGCUGGGGGCCGAGUGGAAGCUGCUGACGGACGCCGAGAAGCGGCCUUUCAUCGACGAGGCCAAGCGGCUCCGGGCCGUCCACAUGAAGGAUUACCCCGACUACAAGUACAAGCCACGCCGCAAGACGAAGCCCCUUCUGAAGAAGGACACGCAGGUGGGCAAGUACCCGCUGUCAGCAGGGAACCUGUUGGUGGCGGCGCAAGGCCAAGGUGGCAGUCCCAGGAUGGACAGCUACGGCUGGGGCCCCACUGGGGGGUACGCCGGCAUGCAGGGCGAGGCUCUCGGCUACACCCAGCAGCUGCACCGGUACGACCUGUCCGCCCUGCAGUACCCACCUGCGAUGACGGCUGCACAGUCCUACAUGAACGGAGCCAACUCUUACAGCCCCAUGUCCUACGGCAGCAGUCCCCAGCAGCCCAGUCCCGUCAUGUCCAUGGUGAAGGCAGAACAGGUGUCCCACUCUCCUCCGACCGGGGUGCCCAACCACCACCGGGGCCCUCUGCAGGGGGACCUCAGGGACAUGAUCAGCAUGUACAUCCCCGGGCCGGGGGGGGACGGCAGUGACCCCACUGGAGCACAGAGGGGCUACACCAGCGUCCAGCAGCACUACCUCUCCGGAACCGUCCCACUGACACACAUCUAGGACUGGAAGAGGGGAGUCAAGGGGGGAGCUGGGAUGGGGCGGGGGGGAGACUGAGUGGGAGGACCUGGAAAGCUCAAGAUGCACAGCUGGCGGGACAGGAGAUGGAGUCGGGUGUGGAAGACAAAGAGACGCGGUGUGAAGGGAAACUUUCUCCCUGCAUCGGUAGUCUAUCAGAUCCAGAUGUGCCUGCAGUUACAGACGUGAAGUGACGACUACGUUUUUAUUAAUUGAAAAGCUGUUUUUCUACCUCUGUGGUGCCCCACCAGUAAAGAUAAACCCCACCACCACACGUACAGAGCCCCCCCUGCCCACCACCCUCCAGCAGAAGGACUGCAGUGAAGACAGGGGCCACGUCUGUUUACUGUGUACAUACUUCUGCCUUUUUCUGUCUUUUUAUAUUUUUAGAACUUCUCCAUAAUAAGUCAAAAGACUCCAUUUAACCCCUCCCUAAACACUGGCACUCAUGACCUCCGAUCUCAGGGCCUGUCGGCGGGUUCAGUCUUCCACUGUUGGACCACGGAGCCGCAGCACGGAGACAAACGUCACGGCAACACAAUCUCUCAACUGGUGACAGACCAAUCACCUGAGCUGAAGUGCCCGUUGAGGCUUUAUUUGUUGUGUUGUGAGCGGGGGUCGGUGGGGAAGUAAAUGCACAACUGAAAGCUGUUUUUGAAAUGAACACUCUUUGCCCUGGCUUUGGUUUAGUACUCUUGCUUUUUUUCUGUAUUUUUGUAACUGAUGAAAUGUUGUGGGAUGCCUGGGAAAACACCUGUUGGACAAUCAGCACUGCAUCCACAGGAACCAGAACGGCUUCUGAUCUGCGGUCUCUUCACAACGCAGAGCCAGGCUGCUUCUCAGCCUACAUUUCAGAUCACUGGUUUCCACUGGGGAGAGGGGUGAUGCUGUUUCUGCUGCCUGUACGACCUUUAUUUGCUAUAAUUUAGUUUUAGAUUUGAUCUUUUGAUGUAAGUGUUCAGAUGCGUUGUUUUGGCGCUCGCUCUGUUUUCAUUGUCACUUUGCUCUAGGCAAGAGUUUUAUUGUUUUUAGGCUUUUCAGUAAGUGGAUGAAAUGUAAUAUGAAAUGCUACAUUUCAGUUGUUUUGUUCCCAAUAGCAGAUUACGACAGGUCUUCCACAAAGUGACCUGGAUUGACAAAAGGCCUUUAGGCACCUUUUUCCACCUGUCAAUUUGUUUGUUUAACUACCAGUAAAGAGAAUGUAUCAAAGCAGGAUUCAGAUCUCCAGCAAAUCUGUUCUAAACUUUUCCAGAUAACUUUACCUGUGUUAUUCUAUCAUUCUUUAAAAUAAGUGCUUUUAAUCCUGGUUCUUUGAAUCCGACUGCUGUUGUUGUCUAGCCUGCUGUCUGGUUACUAGUGCUGCUAUGGACCUAAAGGGAACUUUAUAUUCAACUUCAAACACUGUGAAUAUUGAAUGUGGUAGAUUAUUCCAACAGUUAACUUUGAAGCAUUCCAUUACUAACUCAACAUGCACUGGAAACAGAUGCCUUACUUAUUUUUGAAAAAGGGAGAGCAAUUCUAUUAAAGUAAUGCGUGAAUGUUUACAUUGUUACCCAAGUGUUUAACUUUUAUACUGACUUGUAUCUCUAUUUUUAGAUUGAAUUCUCUUGUAUGUAAAUGCUGCCAUAUACUAGAGUUACUGUAUGUAGCAUUCAUGUAAAUAAUGUAUACAUUUUUAGGCUCUUAUACUAAGAGUCUUGAUUCUUUUUUUUGAUUAAAAAAAUCUUUGUUAUGGCAUUCAUGACAAUAUUAAUAAAAAGUACAAAUCCUUUUUCAUCAA
Molecule: messenger RNA, 3038 nt
Organism: Gymnodraco acuticeps
Lineage: Eukaryota; Metazoa; Chordata; Actinopteri; Perciformes; Bathydraconidae
Gene: sox19b
Product: SRY-box transcription factor 19b
Exons: 2
Coding region: 326-1243 (305 amino acids)
Biological process (GO): regulation of DNA-templated transcription; cell differentiation; anatomical structure morphogenesis
Molecular function (GO): DNA-binding transcription factor activity, RNA polymerase II-specific; RNA polymerase II cis-regulatory region sequence-specific DNA binding
Source: RefSeq, a predicted model, not a curated record